AUGGAAACAAAGAGGGCAUUUUUGUUUUCCAAUAUAAAUUAUGAAUUAACAAGAUAUUUUGGAUUUGGGAUGCCAGCUAAUGAUAAAAUGCUUUCUAUUGUAUUAUUGUAUAUCGAAACAAUGAGUGUAUUAAUAGCAGUUGCUUUUGUAGUAGGUUUUAUUGUUUUAUGGAGUAUUACCAAAUUCAACAGUAAUGUAAAUCCAGUAGCUUACCAUUUUUCUAAAAAAGUAGAAGCUUUUUUAGAUACUAUUUUUGCAUUAUUACCUACAGUCUUAAUUAGUUAUUUAUUAAUACCAGCACUAGGAUUUAUUUUCCAAUUAGAAUAUGACGAAAAUUUCUUAGAAACGUUAUUUAAUGUUUAUAUUAUUGGACAUCAAUGGUAUUGGACAUAUGAAAUAGAUACUAAAUUAGGUACAGAUAUUUUAGUUAAUUUAUUUGAUGCUAAUUUUAAUUUUCCAGUAUUACAAUUUGAUUCGUAUAUGAUUCAAGACAGUGAAAAAAAUAGGUUAUUGAAUGUAGAUAAGUGUUUAGUAUUACCUAAUGGACAUAAUAUUUGUUUUUACAUAACAUCACAUGAUGUUAUUCAUGCUUGGGCCGUACCUCAAUUAGGUAUAAAAAUAGAUGCUCUACCUGGCAGAUUAAUGAGAUUUGUUUUAUAUUCAAGUAUAGAAGGUGUAUAUUAUGGUCAGUGUUCUGAGCUUUGUGGGGUAAAUCAUGCAUUUAUGCCUAUUUGUGUUGAAAUAGUAAAAAAUAAAUAUUUUAUAGAUUGGAUAUUUUUAUCUUUAGAUGUACACUUAGUAAGUAAUUUAUUAAGUAGCAUUAGUAUUAAUGAUUCUUCGUCGAUAUUUAUAAAAUAG
Molecule: messenger RNA, 858 nt
Organism: Naegleria fowleri
Lineage: Eukaryota; Heterolobosea; Eutetramitea; Acrasida; Naegleriidae
Source: the annotation of a RefSeq genome assembly